CCCAGGAGUUCAAUCCCCGCGCCGUUGUGCAGAGGAACUACAACAUGGCCAGGAUUUCGGGGGUCUGGUAUUCUAUUUUCAUGGCCUCAGAUGACCUGAAUCGGAUUAAAGAAAACGGGGACUUGCGGGUCUUCGUCCGGAAUAUAGAACAUUUGAAGAAUGGCAGCCUAAAAUUUGAUUUCGAAUUCAUGGUGCAGGGGGAGUGUGUGGCCGUGGUCGUGGUCUGCGAGAAGACAGAGAAGAAUGGGGAAUACUCCAUCAACUAUGAGGGCGAGAACACGGUGGCCGUCUCAGAGACUGACUACAGGCUGUUCAUCACCUUCCACCUCCAGAACUUCAGGAACGGGACCGAGACCCACGCGCUGGCACUCUACGCACGGGUCCCACAGCUGGAACCCGCCUUCCUGAGCAGAUUUGAAGAAACCUGCAAAAAGUACGGACUCGGCCCACAAAACAUCGUCGACUUGACCAACGAAGAUCACUGCUACUCCAAGCGUUAG
Cercocebus atys (sooty mangabey) is the source of this 500-nucleotide messenger RNA. RefSeq names its product lipocalin 9 (gene LCN9). Gene Ontology annotation, molecular function: small molecule binding. NCBI's taxonomy places the organism in Eukaryota, Metazoa, Chordata, Mammalia, Primates, Cercopithecidae. Bases 45 to 500 code for a protein of 151 amino acids. The record is from RefSeq and is a predicted model, not a curated record. The transcript has 6 exons.